AUGUCAUUAAUUGAAAUUGAUUUUCACAGAUGGAAUCUUGCAAUGUCUGCAGAUGUGCACAGCAUGAUAAGGGAUAGGAAUGGAGAGCAUGGGUGUAAUGAGGAUUUCGACGAUGCAUGUGAUGUCGGUGCCGCAGACAUUGUAUCUGAUGAGGAUGCAUCAGACUACGGUAACGUUAUCAGAUUGAGUGACCAACAGAUAAUGACAAAGGUGUUUCGGAGUGAGGAACGUGCCGAUGAAUUUUAUUGUAAAUUUGGAAGAUGUCAUGGAUUCGGUGUGCGCAAGGGAGAUUAUGGCAAGGAUGACCAUGGAAAUUUGAUACGAAGAAGAUUCUUUUGCAAUAGGGUAGGAUUGAGAGAUGAAAAAUACCUUCAUAGAUUGGAUAGACAAAGGGGUCACCGACCUGAAACACUGACUAAUUGUAUGGCGAAGUUGUCGAUUUACCUAGAUAGGGAAAACUCAGUAUGGAAGGUUCGAAAAGUUAUCUUGGAGCAUAAUCAUGAGUUGACACCGCGAGUAAUGGUGCACAUGAUUCCAAAAUUUCGUCAGAUGUCAAAUGCUGCAAAGGCACACACAGACGGCAUGCAUGGGUAUGGUGUACCUAUGUCUAAGAUUCUCGGCUAUAUGGCUGGGAUUGCCGGAGGAUAUUCUUUGUUGGGGUUUACGAAAAAAGAUGCAUAUAACUACAUCGACAAGAUGCGUUGUUCAAAGAUUACUGAUGGUGACUCAAAUGCUGCCAUUGUAUACCUAGAGGGAAAGGUGGCAGCCGAUCCAAUGGCGAUGGCUAGGUUUAACUUAACAGAGGAUGGUAUGUUAGCGAAUAUGUUCUGGGCUGAUGGAAUUAGUAGAGUCGACUACCAGUACUUCGGAGACGUCAUUGCUUUUGACUCGACAUACAAAAAGAAUAAAUACAAUAGACCUUUGGUGAUAUUCUCCGGCUUAAACAACCACAAGCAAACUACGAUAUUUGGUUUUGGAUUGGUUCUAAAUGAAACUAUUGCAUCAUACACAUGGAUGUUGGAGAAUUUGUUGGAGGUUAUGUGUAAUAAACCUCCGUCCGUUGUCGUAACCGAUGGGGACGAUACAAUGAUUGCAACAGUGAAAAAGGUUUUUUCUGAAGCCACCCACCGGUUGUGUGCAUGGCAUUUGCAGAAGAAUGUUACUUCAAAUGGAAGUGAGCAAAUGUUUCGUGAAAUAUUCUCUAAGUGGCUAUAUGCGGACAUGGAGGUUGACGAGUUUGAGUUCCAAUGGGAUCAAGCUGUUGGCGAGUACGGUUUACACCAAAAAUGUUGGGCAACACAGAUGUAUGAAAAGAGGCACAUGUGGUAUUGUGAACCAUGUGCAAAAUAUAUGGAGUUGGUGGUCUGUGAAUACCGUAACAAAGAGUUGGUUGCACAGUUCACUUCGAUGUACAGUACUCCAGUCUUCACAACAUGUUUGGAUCCUAUUGAGAAGUGUGCUGCAGCUGUUUACACUAGAGCAAUAUUUAUGCAAGUUAAGAGAGAGAUUGAUGGUAUAUGA
Arachis duranensis is the source of this 1521-nucleotide messenger RNA. Its product is annotated as protein FAR1-RELATED SEQUENCE 5. The transcript has 2 exons. NCBI's taxonomy places the organism in Eukaryota, Viridiplantae, Streptophyta, Magnoliopsida, Fabales, Fabaceae. The record is from RefSeq and is a predicted model, not a curated record. Bases 1 to 1521 code for a protein of 506 amino acids.